GCGCAGCCUUCAUAAAGGACGUCCCUCCAGACACUGUGUUCGUUUACUCUUUACUUUGCAGAGGGAGCACAGAAGCUGCAAGAAGGACUGUGUGAAGUAACGGCAGGAACUUCACAACCAGUUGUUUUCAUACAGGAGAAGCAACUAGAAGACCAUGAGGAAACUUUAAAGGCUUAUAAGGAAGUCAAGGCUCAGAAAUCCAUGGAAAUGAACGGGCAGACGCCGGGGCCGCGUUCCUACGACUAUGAUCUCAUUGUCAUCGGUGGGGGCUCGGGUGGGCUGGCAGCUGCCAAGGAGGCUGCCAAGUAUGAAAAGAAAGUGAUGGUGCUGGACUUUGUCAGUCCUACGCCGCUAGGAAACUCAUGGGGUCUUGGAGGAACAUGUGUAAAUGUGGGCUGUAUACCUAAAAAACUGAUGCACCAGGCAGCUUUACUGGGACAAGCCUUGCAGGAUUCACGCAAAUUUGGAUGGCAGUUUACAGAAGAAGUCAAACACAACUGGAUGACUAUGACAGAAUCUGUUCAGAAUUACAUUGGUUCACUGAACUGGGGCUAUCGGGUUGCACUGAGAGAGAAGUCAGUCACGUAUGAGAACGCAUAUGGAGAAUUUGUUGGGCCACACACAGUCAAGGCAACAAAUAAAAGAGGAGGUGAGAAGCUGUACACGGCUGAGAAAUUCCUCAUUGCUACUGGUGAACGACCACGCUAUCUGGGUAUACCUGGAGACAAGGAAUACUGCAUCAGCAGUGAUGACCUUUUCUCUCUUCCUUACUGUCCAGGGAAAACCCUGGUGGUUGGAGCUUCCUAUGUUGCCUUGGAAUGUGCAGGAUUUCUUGCAGGUCUUGGGUUAGAUGUCACUGUAAUGGUGAGAUCCAUCCUCUUAAGAGGAUUUGACCAAGAUAUUGCAAAUAAAAUUGGUGAAUAUAUGGAAGAACAUGGAAUCAACUUUAUUAGGGAGUUUGUGCCCAUCAAGGUUGAGCAGAUUGAGGAAGGAACUCCUGGAAGACUGAAAGUUAUAGCCAAGUCCACAAAUGGGAACCAAAUAAUUGAAGGGGAAUACAAUACUGUGUUGCUAGCAAUCGGAAACAUUGGCUUGGACAAAGUUGGAGUGAAAAUCAAUGAAAAAACAGGAAAAAUUCCUGUCAACGACGAGGAACAAACAAACGUGCCAUAUAUCUAUGCUGUGGGAGAUAUACUGCAAGACAAGCUGGAGCUCACACCAGUGGCAAUCCAGGCAGGAAGAUUAUUAGUUCAAAGGCUUUAUGCCGGGGCAACCAGUAAGUGUGACUAUGUGAACGUUCCAACUACAGUAUUCACUCCUUUGGAGUACGGAGCCUGUGGGUAUUCUGAAGAGACUGCGGUGGAGAAGUUUGGGGAGGAAAACAUUGAGGUGUACCAUAGUCAUUUCUGGCCACUGGAAUGGACUGUGCCAUCCAGAGACAACAACAAAUGCUACGCAAAGAUAAUUUGCAAUAUUCCAGACAACGAGAGAGUCAUCGGUUUCCAUGUCCUUGGUCCAAAUGCUGGAGAAAUCACCCAAGGGUUUGCAGCUGCUAUUAAGUGUGGGAUGACAAAAGAACAGCUGGACAACACCGUAGGAAUUCAUCCAGUCUGUGCAGAGAUAUUCACCACCCUGUCCGUGACUAAGCGUUCUGGUGAAAAUACCCUUCAGGCUGGAUGCUGA
Merops nubicus (carmine bee-eater) is the source of this 1683-nucleotide messenger RNA. Its product is annotated as thioredoxin reductase 1, cytoplasmic-like. Gene Ontology annotation, molecular function: glutathione-disulfide reductase (NADPH) activity; flavin adenine dinucleotide binding; thioredoxin-disulfide reductase (NADPH) activity. Gene Ontology annotation, biological process: glutathione metabolic process; cell redox homeostasis; cellular response to oxidative stress. Lineage: Eukaryota; Metazoa; Chordata; Aves; Coraciiformes; Meropidae. The record is from RefSeq and is a predicted model, not a curated record. Gene Ontology annotation, cellular component: mitochondrion; cytosol.